This is a messenger RNA of Glycine soja, 495 nucleotides long. RefSeq lists its product as uncharacterized. The record is from RefSeq and is a predicted model, not a curated record. The transcript is spliced from 2 exons. Bases 1 to 495 code for a protein of 164 amino acids. Lineage: Eukaryota; Viridiplantae; Streptophyta; Magnoliopsida; Fabales; Fabaceae.
AUGGCUCCCUAUGAAGCUCUGUAUCGUAAAAGGUGUAUGACACCCCUAUGUUGGCUAAAGCCCAGAGAAGAUCUCACCUUAGGAACUGAAGUGGUACAACAAACCACCGAGAAGGUCGAGUUGAUCCAAGAAAGGAUGAGGAUUGCUCAUAGUAAGCAAUAUAGUUAUCAGGAUAAGACGAGGAAAGACCUAGAAUUCGAGGCUGGUGAUCAUGUAUUCUUGAGAGUCACUCCAUGGACUGGGUAUAUCCAUGAUCCGCCUCAUGUGAUCGAAUUGGAUAACAUACAAGUGAAGGAGAACUUGACAUAUGAAAUAUUGCCUUUGAGGAUUGAGGAUAGGCGAACAAAGCACCUAAGAGGGAAGGAGAUUCCAUUGGUCAAGGUGAUCUGGGGAGGUGCAUCACGACAAGAUGCCACGUGGGAAUUAGAGAGUCAGAUACGAGUAGCCUAUCCAUCCUUGUUUGAGUCAGGAAAAUUUUGGGGACAAAAUUUCUAA